AUGGAUGCCCGCUUUGCUGCUUUUGAAUCUGAAUUUCCGUCGAUCAUCCGUGAAGCGGUGAACUCCGCUUUUGAUGCCAAGCUUCCAGCCCAACUCGAUGCGCGCCUUCCGGCGUAUUUUGAGCAGUUCCGCCGCGAGCUCACUCAUGAACUCACCUUUCGUCGUGAGGGUGAAGGUCCAUCCCACCCACCUCCUCCAGAUCCACUUGUUACUCAUGAGAUGGCUCAGAUCCCGCCACCACCUCAUCCCGGCCCUCAGAAUCCAAGGCCGCCGUGGCAACAGCGCCUCGACUUUCCCAGAUUUACUGACGGUGAUGAUAUCCUUGCUUGGAUUUACAAAGCCGAACAGUUCUUCUCCUUCUAUGGGAUCCCCGAUGCUCAACGUGUUCUCACCGCCUCCUUUCAUUUUGAAGGUGAGCUUCUUCACUGGUUCCGUUGGAUGGAUUGCGUCAACACCACUCCCACUUGGUCGGCGUUUACCACCGCCCUUUGUCGCGAGUUUGGAUCCUCUGCUUUCGAAGAUAGUGCCGAGGCUCUCUUCAAACUUCGCCAGCUCGGUCCUCUUCGUGAUUAUAUCGCGGAAUUUCGCCGUCUAGCUACUCGAUCACCUGAGAUUAGCCCUCUUCUGUUACGCAGUUGCUUUUUAGGGGGGUUGAAAAAGGAACUGCGAUAUGAUGUCAAACUGUUCAAACCCGCCAAUGUCCAUGAGGCUAUUGCCAUUGCUGUGCAGCUUGAUUCUAAGCUUACUGAGCUAAAAUCGGUCCCAUCUCGCACCAAUACCACGUCUAAACCCUUUUCAAACACUGUCACACCUUCCUCCUAUACUAUGCCAAACACUCGCAACCUUGGUAUUAAGAAGCUAACCCCGGCUGAGGUCCAACGGAAGCGAGAGCGAGGGGAAUGUUGGUUCUGUACUGAUAAGUGGGUGAGCGGCCAUAAGUGUAGCCUUAAGCAGCUACUGAUGAUGGAUGUGCUGGAUUCGGAUGUUGUUGAAAAUGACAUUGAGGAGGAUCAACCUGCAUUGCACAACAUGGAGCUUAGUGCGUGUGCCUUCUAUGGCACUCAUGGAUGUCCGCCCGCUCAAACCAUGAAGGUGCUUGGUCAGAUUAAUGGUCGAUCUGUGAAAAUACUCCUGGACUCGGGCAGCUCACACAACUUUGUUGAUUCCAAAUUGCUUAAACAGUGGGGGUGGCAAGCAACAAAUACCAAGUCCUUUGAGGUCAUGAUAGCUGAUGGCGGCAAGGUGAUAAGUUCUGGUUGUUGCAGGGCUGUGGAAUUGUCUCUUGCAGGGUAUCAGUGUCACACAGAUUUUUACUCAUUGUCGUUGGGUGGUUGUGAUGUGGUCUUGGGGGUGCAGUGGCUUUCCACCGUGAGCCCUGUGCUAUGGGACUUCCAACUCCUCACAAUGGAGUUCACAAAGGACCACCACACUUAUAAAUUGUCUCAUCAAAAUUCCACUACCUCAGGAAUUCAAGAAGUAUCACUGCAUCAACUGGAUAAGGAGUUAGCUAACUCUAAUCUGGGGUUGUUCUUGUAUUCCAUGGAAACAGAAAAGUUAGAAUCCUGUGAAUUGAAUUCAGUACAGUUGCAGGAACUACAACAAUUGUUGAAUGCAUUCGAGUCUAUCUUUGCUUUGCCUACUACGUUACCUCCACAGCGAGACCACGACCAUCACAUUCCCCUUGUGCAAGGGGCCAAACCACCAAGCAUUCGACCAUACCACUAUGGUCCGUUACAGAAAACUGAAAUCGAGAAGGCAGUUCAAGAAUUACUUGAGGCAGGUUUCAUAAGGCGAAGCCAUAGCCCAUUCUCCUUUCCUGUUUUGUUAGUGAGGAAGAAGGAAGGCACUUGGCGGAUGUGCAUUGACUACAGAGAGCUCAAUACCCUCACUAUUAAGGACAAGUACCCCAUACCCCUUAUUGACGAUCUGUUGGAUGAGUUGCAUGGAUCAUUCUAUUUCUCUAAGUUGGACUUGCGAUCUGGAUAUCACCAGAUAUUAAUGCAGCCUUGA
This is a messenger RNA of Malus domestica (apple), 2010 nucleotides long. RefSeq lists its product as uncharacterized. The record is from RefSeq and is a predicted model, not a curated record. Gene Ontology annotation, molecular function: aspartic-type endopeptidase activity. Lineage: Eukaryota; Viridiplantae; Streptophyta; Magnoliopsida; Rosales; Rosaceae. Gene Ontology annotation, biological process: proteolysis.